Messenger RNA from Humulus lupulus (European hop), 2047 nucleotides. RefSeq lists its product as uncharacterized. The transcript has 3 exons. Lineage: Eukaryota; Viridiplantae; Streptophyta; Magnoliopsida; Rosales; Cannabaceae. The coding region runs from base 429 to 1622 and encodes 397 amino acids. The record is from RefSeq and is a predicted model, not a curated record.
UAAUGUAAUGUAAUGUAAGAAAGAAUAUGUAUGUACACAUAUAUAUAAAAUGAUCUUCCUCAAGAGGAGUCAGGACCUGGAUUUUCAUCUUCCUCUCCUCUAUCUCUCAAAACCCUAAUUACAGCUUGCCCUAUCUUCCUCUUUCCGGCUUUGUUUGGACAAUAUAGAUCAGGGUCUUCUCUUUGUUUCCAAUUUGUGUAAAAGAACAGACCAUGGGAAACACAAUUGGGCUUUGUACCUGUUCAAGCUUUAGCUGUAUGUUUUAUUGGCAAUGGAAGGGAUCGAACAUGUGAUGUUUGGAUUUCAGUUUAAUUUCAAGACAUGAUUGGAAUUGUAAUUGGUUGGAUCAUAGAAGAUAAUGAAUGAAUGUAGAUGUAGUGCUCAUUCUCUCUUUGUGGUGUUAAAGGAGGUAAAUUAGAGAAGGAACAAUGGAGACUAAUCUAUGUGAUGUGAGUCAUUUGGAUUCUGAUGUUCUUUUGCCUCCUCGAAAGCGCCUGCUUGCAGGCCUGAAAAAACAGAGUUCAGAUGUUGAUGGUUCUUUGCAGCUGUCUCUAGUUGCUUCCUCUUCAUCUUCUUCACCCGCCCCUGCACCCCCUACCCCCACCCCUGCUUCUUCUGUGGCAUCUGUAUAUGUAUCAGCUCCUCCUUUUCCUUCAUCACCUACCUCGAGUCAAUUCAACAUUCGUCUGAGCAAUCUAUUGAGUUCUCAUAAUUCUAACCUAUCUCCUGAUGAAAUAGUAGAUGCCUCAAAAUCAGCAGCGGCUGCUGCAGUCAAGGCAGCCGAGGCUGCUAGAGCGGCAGCAGAAGAAAAGGCUGCAAUAGCAGCAAAGGCAGUGGCUGCUGCAAAGAGUGCACUGGAUUUGAUUGCCUCUUUUUCUGAAGAAGCUGUCAACAAGGAAAGAUAUCUGAAAAAGAACAAGUUAAAAAAGCAUGUUCCGGUUCAGCUAUUGUACAAAAAAUACCAACCUAUUGAGAAUUGUAAGAAGGAUGAGGAAUUGGCCCGUAAUUUGCACAGAGCUAUAAACAGCUCACCAAGAAUAUCAAAGAACUCUUCUAGUCCUGAAUACAAGGGUCAUAAACACAAGAAACCUAAAGUCUUAUCCAGUUCUGAUCAAACUAGAGGUUCAAAUGGGGUUGUGGUAAUGGAGAAAAACUACACAUCUACUUGUAAUGGACAACAAGAAAUUGCAGGUGAGGUUGAUUUUGAAGGUCCUGUCCGAGAGUUAUGUGAAAGUAAAGCGGACGACAAGGCAUGUACAUAUGAUAAAGCUGGACAAUCAAUAGAUAUUGGAGAAGCAGAAUUAGGUCAGCCAAAGGAGAAAUUUUUGGAUGAUACGUCUGGCGGUAGUGGUAAAAAGAGAGGAAGAGUGAAGCUAAAGAAAUUGCCCUUAAGCAUGUGCAACUUCAGGGAGCAAGCUACUCCCAAAGAUGAGGUGGAUAUACGAAACUCGCCCUUGACUGAUAUGAACAUGGGAAAUCCUACAGCUGGUAAUAUGUCUUUGUUUACUACUGUAGAGCCUUCUGGUGAGGGAGUGAUGCCAAUUGAGGCAAAGUCAGUUUGGAAAUGUCAGGGGUUCAAGGCACCUGAAUGUGUCAAACAAAAUAAAGUGGUGCAGUCAUAAUGUCCAAUUCCAAACCCCAUUGCUGUGACAUAAUGUGGAUUCCAAUCCAAGAUAGAAGUUUGAUAGUUGAGGUAGGAUUCAUAAUCAUGAUGCUCUUCUUACAGAAAAAACGGCUUUGUUUCGUUUGAUCUUUUUUGUUCAACUUGUCUUUUGUAAUGGACAUGAACUGACCAAGUGUAAAUUUAGAUGUUAAAUUGCUUUGCAUCCAUGUUUUUACAAUACCGAAUUUGCCUUUUGUUCAUUUGACGGCAGAUUACCAAGUUGAGAUAUAGGGAUUGCAAUAAAUGUGUAUGGUUGGUUGUUUAGUAGAGUGUACUUCAUUGUGCCUUUUUCUUCUUCUUCUUCCUCUUCUCAUUAUGUAGAUAUACAGACACAGAGUCAAUGUCUUUGGUACUUUAUUGUUAUUUAUUGCCAAGUUAAAUUCA